GCGAACGUGACUGACGUUUUAGUUCCGGAGGUUGCGAGUUGUUAAGUUCCGUACUUUAAUGUUGUUGUUUUUUUUAUUAUUAUUGUCGUUUCCAGUUUUUGUUUUUGUUUUUAAUUUACAUGUCUCCACCCGUUACGUCAGCAAACGUCUGGCUCGCGCCGUGACCGCAUGUGACCACGUGAGCUCUCCGGUAACUUCAGCCUGCAGGAUGUCUAAACUUGACCGCUUAAACGCCCGCGUGGCCAAGCUACUGACCGAGGCCGUGCAGGAGGUUCUGGAGGUGGUGAAGGAGACGGUGUCGGAGUACCAGGAGAAAACUGCCAGGACGCAGAGGGAGAAUGAGAGUCUGAAGAGGAGACUGCAGGAGCUUCAGGACAGGGUAACCAGAGAGAGCAUAGCUGCAUUACCUACAAAUAGUCCAUUACGUGAAGAACAUGAAGACACGCAAAAUCAAGAGCAGGACUUUGACUUCGCUUUGAGGCAAAACUCCGAACUCCCGCUCGCAGAUCAAAAGCCAGUAAGCAGUCACGAACCGGACCAUGUUUUGAAGCAGGAGUCGAAACAACAGGAGAGCUACGAUAACUGUGAAGCACAAGCUGACUGCAGCUCGGCACAAACAGCAGAACAUUGCAAAGCACAACAAGAGCAGGUGCCACACAUUCUUGCAGAGACGAUAGCAGUCCACACGUCACACAGUGCAAACAGGGACAUCAGUGCUGUCUCAUUCAAUAAUGCAUGCACCUCACUUGAGGUGAACAUGCCUGUUAUCAAAAGCGAGCCAGAACCAACAGACUGCACAACAUCAGAACCACCACCUGUUCAAGAACAAUACCCCGGAUGUGUGAAUUUAAGCUGCAACUCUGCUGAGAUGCCCAGGCCACAGGUUAGUGCCGAACCUUGCGGACUUGUCUUUGUCCACUCGAAUCAUGCCAUGCCGAGGAGGCACGGAUUUACGAAAAACAACAGGGCGACAUUUGACGGGAGAAAAAUCAGGAUGGAGCACUUAAGGAGAGAAGACUCGCACUCGUGUGGCGUAUGCGGAAAGACGUUCAGCAGGGUCGGCAACUUGAGGAUCCACCAGCGUUGUCACACAGGGGAGAAGCCGUACGGCUGCGUACAGUGCGGGAGGCGUUUUAGUCAGGCGGGAGAUCUGAAAAAACACAAGAGGGUCCACACGGGGGAGAAACCGUAUUUCUGCAUCCAGUGCGGAAAGAACUUCAGUCGGGCGGAGAAUCUGAAAAGACACCAGAAGAUCCACAUCGGACAGAUUUUACAGUUACAGCAAGUGUGGAGGGAGCAACAGCAAUAAUUGUCUAUAAUACAGUGCACACACUUUGUGGACAAUCUGUGAAACAUAAUUUCUGGUCUGUUAAUUUAGUUGCAACUAACUAAAAGGCUCGUCUCUUGUUCCAACUUACUAUUGUUAGUUAGGUGCUACAUGCGCUCCUCUCUCUGUCCCUCUGAUCGCGAUGGAACGGGGCUGUAGAAGGUUAACCAAAGAGGCUAAAGCUUUACAGAUAGAGAUACACCGAUAUAAAAGAAAAGUAUCAUUAUCUAAUAUGUCGUCUGUUUAAUAUGUUUGGCUAACAGGAUCAGCUAAACUUAAAACAGUAAAAGAACAAGUGAGAGAAAUAUAUACUUAAAGGUUUUGCACAUUCAUGAUUCAUUCAUACACGACUUUGUGACACCUCCCUCACUCUCCUGUGCAUUUAGCACUUCCAGUUGUUGACAUCGUUUUUAUUUAAAUGCACAUCAUCUUCAUCAAAAUGAUUUUCUUUUGUUUAAAAAAAGCCAUAUUAGCCAUUAGACUUUCGUCUACAGAGCAGGUUUAAACAUUUUAAGGCGACCGUGUUUUACAGUGUAGCACCUCUUCUAGGUAUGUACAGAAUGAAUUCUCCCGUUUUAAAUAAGUAAAUGUUGAAGACAAUGAUUGAAACUUUUGAACAUCUGAGAAGCAUGAAUGUAAUUACAAUUGCCUGAUUUUAAGGACUGGUUGACGCUUGCUGUAUGCUUGAUAUAUUUAUUGCAGAUUUAUUUAGGAUACAAACAGGAAAAUGCAAUAAAUUAAUUUAUUACCACCAC
Messenger RNA from Larimichthys crocea (large yellow croaker), 2082 nucleotides. RefSeq names its product zinc finger protein 568. NCBI's taxonomy places the organism in Eukaryota, Metazoa, Chordata, Actinopteri, Sciaenidae. Gene Ontology annotation, molecular function: RNA polymerase II cis-regulatory region sequence-specific DNA binding; DNA-binding transcription factor activity, RNA polymerase II-specific. The coding region runs from base 59 to 1309 and encodes 416 amino acids. The transcript is spliced from 3 exons. The record is from RefSeq and is a predicted model, not a curated record. Gene Ontology annotation, biological process: regulation of transcription by RNA polymerase II.